Paramuricea clavata is the source of this 8312-nucleotide messenger RNA. NCBI's taxonomy places the organism in Eukaryota, Metazoa, Cnidaria, Anthozoa, Malacalcyonacea, Plexauridae. The record is from the annotation of a GenBank genome assembly.
AUGGAACCAUCAUUUGUUGAACAACAGUUGAACAUUUCUCAGUCUAAUAAAACAAUCAUUCUUGGCUUGCCGUGGGAUUACGACAAAGAUACUUUGAGCGUGACGUUUCCAAAGAAGUUAAGCGAAGAACCCAGGAAACGCGGAAUUCUUGGAAAAUUAGCGAAGGUCUGCGUCCCAAUUGGAUUAGUUUCCCCUGUCACCCUCGAAGGCAAGGUCAUCUAUCGAAACGCGUGCGAUUCGAAACUGAGCUGGAAUACACCUAUACGCGAAUCACUGUUGAAAGAAUGGUUGAAGUGGGAAGAUUCCUUACCCGAGCGCGUCGCCUUUGACCGUACCUUGGUCCCCCACAGAGAGCCUAUCGAAGCAGUGGAACUUCACUCGUUUGGCGACGCCAGUGGUGGUGGUGUUUGCUCUGAAGUGUAUGCCGUCGUUCGACAGCAAUCAGGAGUUAGUCAAGUUCUUGUUAAGGCUAAAUCGAGAUUGGCGAAACGUGCGUUAACUAUUCCAAGAUUGGAAUUGGUUGCUGCGCAUAUGGCGGUGAAUCUCGUCCAAAAUGUUCGCGAGGCAAUCGAAGGCUUUCCUAUAACCGGAGUGUAUUGUUGGCUCGACAGUACAGUCGCUCUCCACUGGAUCUGUGGCAAUGGGGAGUACCGCCAAUUCGUUGCUAACAGAGUUCAAAAGAUACAAGCUCAUGAUGUUAAUGGUUGGAGAUAUGCACCCACAGCCCAAAAUCCUGCAGAUAUUGGUAGUCGUGGUGGACCUGUCAACGAUUUGAAACUCUGGUGGCAUGGCCCUGUGUAGUUACCUUCUGCUGAGUCAUGGCGCACGAAUCCAGUUACAAGUGAGAGCUCAGAAUCUGCUGCUGAAUCCAAGAUAAUCCAAUCUGUUCUUGCCACCGUUGAAGAUGAACUUGAUGUCUUCGAUGAGCUGAUAGAAAAACGUGAUUUGCCCACUACCUUGCGUGUGUGUACUUGGAUUUCCAGAUUCGUGCACAAUUCAUUGCGAAAGCCCAAGAUUUACGGUCCUCUUACGGCGGAAGAAUUACAACAACAACGAAACUGGUGGAUCCUACAAGAGCAAGCCCGAGCGAAAACUCAUCGAAAGUUUGUUGUUGACAGCGUUCAAUUAAAUUUACAAGAAAAUACAGCAGAAAUUCUCGAAUGUCGCGGCCGUAUUCAAGUCGUAUUGCCAACUUAUCUCUCAGAUACUGGAACAUUUGCUGAGAAAUUAGUGGCAGAAACCCAUAUUGACACCUUACACGGUGGUAUGCUGCUUACCAUGGCGAAAAUCCGUGAGUUAUAUUGGAUUCCGCCUGUACGAAGCCUAGCAAAACGAGUCAUUGGACAGUGUUACGGAUGUAAACGAUUUCAAGCCCAAGCACUUUCGAAACCACCGCCUGGUUUGUUACCAACUUCCCGUACCGAAGGUUCAAGAGCGUUUGAAUCCGUUGGUGUAGACUUCGCGGGUCCUAUUCGCUAUCGUCGCAAAGGAAAGGUAGAGUCGAAAGCUUAUCUUGUUCUGUAUGCCCGCUGCCUAACUCGAGCCCUGUUCUUGGAAGUGUUGCCUAGCCUCGAAGCAACAGAAUUUGUCGCAAGCUUGAAAAGAUUCGUUGCACGUCGUGGUCGUCCCAAACGAAUUUAUUCAGAUAACGGGAAAACCUUUGUUGCAGCGGCUCGUUGGCUGAAAAGGGUUCAGCGAGACGAGAAGCUGAACAGCCUUCUUUCUGAACAUUGUAUUGCAUGGUCUUUUAACCUCAGCGGAGCUCCAUGGUGGGGCGGACAGUUUGAACGCUUAAUAGAAGUGUUUAAGUCUUCCUUUUACAAGUCUAUUGGAAAUGGUUUACUUACAUGGCCAGAAUUGUGCGAAGUCGUGUUGGAUGUCGAAGUGGCUCUCAACAAUCGCCCCCUCAGUUACCUGGAAGAAGAUAUCCAACCACCAGUGUUGACACCGGCAUCAUUUCUCUUCCAAGGUUCCAUCUUGCUACCGGAGCAAGAUCCAGCAGUCGUGGAAAACAAAGACUUACGAAAGCGCGAGAAAUAUCUAAGAAAGUGCAAAGAUCAUUUGUGGUCUCGUUGGACUGCAGAAUACCUCCGUGCACUAAGAGAACGACACUGUAUGAGGAGCGGUAAAACGGAAUCAAAGUUACAAGUUGGAGAUGUUGUCAUCAUCAAGUCUCAAGAGAGAAAUCGUGGAAAGUGGCUUUUGGGGAUUGUCGUGAAACUAGUGAAGGGAAAAGAUGGUAUUGUGCGAGCUGUGAAGUUACGGGCUGGUAAAGAUCAUCUAGAACGUCCAAUCCAGCAUCUCUAUCCGUUAGAGUUAUCGUGCGAUCGUUCCGAGAAAAAUGCAUUACGUGCUGAAGCACCGGUGUUUCGCCCUAAACGUGUGGCGGCUGUACAAGCGAAGGAGAAGAUCAAGAGACAAGCUGCUGUGCAAGACAGCUAAGUGACUGAACUUAUGUACCUUUUAUAUAUAUAUAUAUAUAUAUAUAUAUAUAUAUAUAUAUAUAUAUAUAUAUAUAUAUAUAUAUAUAUAUAUAUAUAUAUAUAUAUAUAUAUUGUUGUUUACCUGACGAGACAAUUCCUCCUUUCAUGUGCCUUCCUUCUGAAGUCACAUGGGGGAGUGUGUCGGAAAUUGCCUUAAUUAAACUACGUGUUAUCAUGUACUGUUCAUCUAGAACCUAUUAUUCGAACUUACGUCAUUAGUUAAUUGAACUCAUAUUAGUCCUUUUUGUUGUGUUAAAAGAUAAGUGUCUGUGCAUGUUUACGGUCUUGUGAGAUUGUGAGCCAAGUGAGCGAGAGCUAAAUCUUUGUGAAAUAUAAUUUUAUGUUUAUGACUAAACUGUGAGUAAAUUUGUGAUCUUGUGGGAUCGUAGUGCGUUCACUAACCGAACCUGCCGUUCUCCACAAUGUCUUUGCCGUUCUGCCAACUCUGGCUUCGGUGAAAGUCUUAUUUGUCAGGUCUUACCGGCAUUGCUUUCUGAGCCAUAUCGCCUUCGUCAUGGUACGAUAAAGAAUUUCGUUAUUGCUGUUGUUAUCCCGUUAAAAAUUGUAUAUCCGCGUCCAGCAAGUUGAGACCUUGAGAAAGCUUGGCAGUCAAGCCGUUUGUUUAGAUCCCUCGUUUAAUGAUGAAACAAAUGAUUUUAGCGUAUUUUCUUGACGCACUUUAAUUCCAAUUGCGGAAAGUAGAUCGCAGAGAACAAAACUAUUUGCAUAUAUUUUAAUAUACUGUGAAAUAGUACCGUGUUUAAAUAAAGUUGAAGUUGAAUUCAGUCCUUGCACUGUUGCAAAGAACAGACUAAAUCUUUGUUUAAGUUCAAAAUGGACACGCUGCGGACAUGUUGAUGAGAAUAUAACUAAAUAAGUGUUUUAUUAUAUAUCAAUAGCCAAAGAAACAACAAAUUAAAGAACAAAUGAAUGUAAAUACAUGAAAUAUUUUAUUGUUAAAACGUUAUAUGAAACACUGGCUACACUACAGCUACUUAAAGCGAAAGUUUUAAUUACGUACUAGUUAUGUCCAAAGGUCGCAUCUUCACGUGAUGGCGCACGUGAUUUGUUUUGUUAUUCGCCGGUCCCGAUAACGUAUUAUCUCCCUCUCGCGCUGUUGCGAGGGAGACAGCCUAAUUUCGUCACUUUCACGUGAUAUGCUCUCAACUAACACUAGAAAAAUGCGACUUUCACUAUUGAUAUAUAAUAACUUUGCUUACUUACAAGUUGCUCGAGCAAAAAGUGGACAAUCAAACUGACAAUUCAUUAAAGUUUUUUUGUGAAUUUACAUAAUUAUCAUAGUAAUGUGAAAUAUUGAAAUUAACUGACGAUCAAAUCAGACGUCGUUUGACAUAAUUGUGAUGAAAACUGCAUGGCUUAAGCAUCAUGAUUAUAUAGAUAUAUUAUUGUAGGCUACUAUUAGAUUUGAAUUUUGAAAGUAAAUGGAGAAAAAACGAUCGAAACGAAACGUGUCGCGGUGUUAGGUUCAGAUUUUGCUGUAAUUUCGAAGUCAAGGUAUAUAAUUUUAAAAACAUGUUUAAAUGAAAUUUCGGAUUGUUGGAGAUGCAACUGACCUGUAAAAUACAAGUGGAUCUUUGACGUUUCCAAAUUCAAUUUCCUAAAGAAGUAAACGUCGAAGAUAUCUUUGAAUUUUUUGCAUAUUUGCUCCCUGUACUGACGUCAUUUCGAGGCUUUCCUAUUAUUGGCAUUACCUACACCUGCACAGAUCGUUCGAGAUUAUACAAUUCUGUAGUUGUUUUUUAGAAGAACGAAGCAACAACACAAGCGGGAUUUGAAAGUAAUACAUAUGUAAUAUGUGGGUCCGUAAAAGAACAAAUCAAGGACAUAUAUAUUACAGAUCUAGUCUAUGAAUGCAUAAACGUUCACGCAGUUAUAUCGUAAUUCUUGAUUAGCCACAAGGCAAUAAACACUGCAUGCUGAAGCAUUAGAGAUAUAGUGAUUGCUUUCACAAUCAUACUUUCAAAAACUCAAUAACAAUUCAUGAGGAAAACACCAAAAAAUAAUAAGCGUGUCGUAUCUUUAUAUGUGAUAGAGAUUUCCCUUGAUUUACACAAACUUUAACUUUGAUUUUCUCGACUUAUACAACGUAUUUGUUGACAAUUUCUUUGUCAAUGAACUUACUCGAUCGAUCGUUUUUGAUCCGGUAAAAACAUUGAUUUCGCAGUGCGAGUUUUAUCACACCUAAUUUUAUCACACAAAAUCUUAAGCUAUAUUUAUAUAUAUAUAUAUAUAUAUAUAUAUAUAUAUAUAUAUAUAUAUAUAUAUAUAUAUAUAUAUAUAUAUAUAUAUAUAUAUACAUAUAUUAAUUAUUUAAUCUUAAAAAUUAUACAUGUUGCUACUCAGAGUUUCAUGCAAUUUCGCAAUAUUCAGGCAACUGUUAUUACAAGUUCAGUUCUGUUUGUUGACGCUACUCACUAACGGUUUUCUGACGCGUGCGUUCGUUUGUCACGCACGUUCUCAAAUUUUCCGCGUGGAAUUUCUCUGCGUAGCGGCACUUCGCAAAUAUUUCUGAUCUUCGAUUAAGAGCUUUAUUUGCGUUUAAAAGGCACAGUUUUUCUUCGGUGCACAAACUGCAGUGCUUUUCACCUGCCGAAUACGACGGAGCUCGUUUCAAGAUUGAGCACUUGAUUCCGUAAUCUUUCCCAGCGUUCUUUAAUUUCCAUACGUAUUUCGAAAGUUCUGUGUCAAAUUCGUAUCUUUUGUGCUUGAGCGAUUUUCGAUUUCUAACUUUGAAAUCAUUUGCCGUCAUUCCGAUGUAUUGCUUCGUUUCGCGCUCUAUAUAUAUAUAUAUAUAUAUAUAUAUAUAUAUAUAUAUAUAUAUAUAUAUGAUAAAACACGGCAACUAAAGUUAAAGUAUUCGCUUUUUAAAGGAAGAAAAAGUUUCCCGUCGUACCAUAUCGAAAUUGCUCGUUUUUGGCCAAUUUUUUUUUUAAACUUGGAUAUUUCCAAACAAAACGGGCGCCUUUAAUGUUAAUUAGCAUGUUAAUGUUAAUUUAGCCAAAAUAGCAGUUUUCAUCACAAAAAAGGGAACUUUUAGUCAUUUGAAAAAAUUGGGUGGGGAGGGCACGUGCGUCCCCUCGUGCCCCCAUCCCCGAUUCCUACGCCACUGUCUGGAAUACUCUGGUUACAAUUUGUAUUUGUACAUUAAUUGUUUGUAUUUUGGGAUUACUCAUCUAUUAGCAAAAUCACCACCAACCAGUGACCUAUAAGUCAAAAUUAUUGUUGACACAGUUAUAACAGCAGUGUUUUAACGAUUCGAGACAUUGACUCGGACUCUUAUCCCAUACCUGUGUUAAAAGCGGCUUUCUGAUUGGUUUAGAGCAGGUGAGCUUGUCGUCGAGCUCACCUGCUUUUUGCCGAACUCAUCUGCUUUUCGCCCGAACUCACCCGCUAAACUGCUUACGUUGCAAUAACAAUAACAAAUAUGGCGGACAAGAUUUAGCCGAUAAACCUAAAUUUAAAGAACUUUUUUCGGUGACUAACAUACUGAGACUGAAGAAAAACCAAAGAAAAAAUGCAGUAAAGGUAAUGUACACGUAGAUAAAGAAGUAUUUUCUUGCCCAGUGAUUUUUUUGGCCGGGAAAAUGUUCACACAACAUCGACGAAUAUAUCGCGAAGAGCUACAAAUGUGUGUAUGGCUCGGUGUAUGGGAUAAAAACCAAACGUACUUGCAGGUUCGGUGAGUCCGGGAUUGGACGCACCUCAGGUGGCUGGAAGUUUCCCGAACUCACCUCGCUUCGCUCGGUAAGUUCGGGAAACUUCCAGCCACCCUCGGUGCGUCCAAUCCCGGACUCACCUCCCUGCAAGUACGUUUGUUAUAGAGUCGACUCGAGUCUCUAUUUUCAGCGACUCGAGUCCAAUACAAAAAAUGACUUGAGUCGAGUCGAGUCAACAGCCUCAAAUAACUCAGAAUCGGACUGGACUUGAUGAUUUUUGUGCUAAAUGACUCGAGUCAACACAGCUACAACUUGUACAAAUUAAAUUCAUCAAAAUUAUUGUGAUUGUAUUGCUUGGGAAAGACAAUGAGUCCUGUUAACAACAAGAACUUCGAAACUUCGAACAUAGUUUUUAAAAUGCAGUCUCAAAAUGUUGUGUACUCAUAGUAAUUUUUACCGUGUCUAUUCAUUUUUUGUAUUUAUGAAGUGCUAUAUAUCAUUUUAAACUAACUUACAAAGCGUGAUUAAUUAAACUCUAUUCUUAGUUAACUCUGACUCCAGUUGCAAGUUACGCUAGUUGUUUGUACCUACAUUUGAUCAGCAGGCAUGAUCAUGAUCAAACAUUGCAUGUAAUCGUACUUAAUAUUGACUAGGACUGUGAUAUUGGUACAGCCUAGCUGCCCAGAUACUGUUAUAUAAUGACUAGAAUAAUUAGUUUAAAACGUACAUUUGAUUACUAAUUUCAGACUGCAAGCUAGGCUGGUAAACCAUUACAGAAAUCGUGGGGUGGACUCGAUCAAAUUCCCUGACUCAAGUCAAAUUUAGCUAUUGACUCGACUCGACUUAAACUGACUCGACUCGAUCAGAAACUGAAAUGACUCAACGUGACUCGACACGACCGGCGUAACUCGACCGGUAGAUGAAACGUUACAACAUGGACUGUAUAUUAAUAGUUAUGCUGUCAAAGUGUGUUUGACUAAUCUAAUAUCCAUUCUUAUAGCCACCACGGUCGAGUUUUGCAGUGAUGUUUACAAAUCAAACAUACAAUGGUACAUGGAAUAACAGUGAUUGGAAAUAUUUUGGUGUGGAAUAUGAUGCAUUUCUGACACAAGUUGAGCUAGCACAGAAAAUAAUAUUAAUCGUUAUUGCCAUUCUCACAAUUCUGGGCAAUAUUUUGGUGUUGGUAGUGACCUGGAGAGAAAAAAGUCUUCAUCAACCUAAUAAGUAUUUUAUUGCCUUCCUGGCCGUUGCUGAUCUUUUGGUUGGUAUGUUUUUAGACCCACUGAAAGCCAAUGAACUCACUCGCGAGUCCAAAGCGCAACAUACCAUGUCCAUUCAUUUAUGUCGUUUUACUGUGUGGAUAGAUAACUUCGCGCUAACAGCAUCGAUUUGGAGUUUAGCGGUCAUUAGUUUUGAUCGUUAUCUCAAAAUCAGCAAACCUCUUCAGUAUAAGUCGAAAAUGACUACUUCUAAAUCAUUCAAAAUAAUUUUUAGCAUUUUGUUGGCUUCAAUUGCUUUUGCCACCUACGCCGCCACUCCUUAUUCAGGAAGCUAUGGAAUUCUCUUGGUGGGUAACAAUUUACAUACUUAUUGCCCAUCCGAUGAUAAUAAAGAAAAAGGGUUCUAUACUUUCUUAUCAGUCGCGUUCUUUCUAUCUACUGUGGUCAUAAUGGUUAUGUACGCUCUCAUCUUUGUUAUUGCUCACAAAAGACAAAAGAUGCUGCAAAACGGCGAACUGGGUCAAACUUGGAAUGAUCGGAACCAACGAAGUGUCUUUCUUCAAGAUCUCAAGGUUAUCCGAAUGUUGUUGGUCAUCGUGGGAGUGUACAUACUUUGCUGGUUUCCUUUCGUGAUUUAUAGUACGUUGGCGCGCUACAAUCGGAAAAUUAUUGAUCGGGACAGCACGUCAUUAAAUUAUUGGUAUUCGAUCAUCAUAUCACUAACGGUAGUUGGCCUGCUGCCGCUGUUUAACAGCCUCUGCAAUCCGAUAAUUUACGCCUGUUUGGACCGAAAAUACAGAGAAGCUUUCAAAAAUCUCUUUCAACGAAUAAUAUGUCGGUCAAACUCACAAAGUCGACAACCACAAAUCGGAAUAGAGUUACGUCCUCCAAGAACAAGAGAAAGAAACAUCUCAGUAAAUUGCGAAUUGUAG